UUCUCCAAAUAUAAUUCCAUAAAUUUGAAUAAGUAAAAUAAUAACAGUUGUAUUUUUUAAAAGAAUUAUUUAGUAAAAAUGAUUGCAUGGUGGUCAUAAACUUAUUUAUCUCAAUUAUUUUUCAGGCUGUACCUACUGGAUCACGCUUUCAUGUGAAUACUAUUGAAACUUCUACCCAGUCAACAACAACUUAUACUCAGAGUUCUCAGUCAAGUGUUGUGACAACAGUUGCAACUACAUCUUCACAUGUCAAUCAUCAUAAACCUACAAAAUCCAGUGGACACCAGAUGGACGAAUGUCAUAGUAUUCCUGGGACUCCACCAAUUCCAUCUGCUUCUCAGUCUACAGAUUUAACAAGACCUGAAAAUAAAGCAGAGACCAAUUUCUUACACGACAACUACAAACAUAUUUUAAAUCAAGACUUAAGUAGUAGCAGUGGAAGUGGAAGCAAUAAUAGUACUCAACAUCCAUUACCCAACAGACAUCAUGUUCCAGAUUUAAGCAGUUUGCAACAGAAGUUAGCUCAAUUAACUUCUUCGGGUGUACAACAAACUGAUUUAUCGCAACAAAAUGCAACUUUGUCUCGAUCAACAUCAAAUUUGUCCUGUCCUCCAUCUUGUACAACUCAGACAAGUGGUGAUGUGAUAUUAGGACAAAAUUCUAUUCAGACCGAAACUUCUUUGCUUCAUCAGCAGAUGAAAUUGUCCACAGUUGAUACUACAGCCAGUCAGUCUUUGCCAGCAACAUCAAAGUGUAGUUUACCUCCAGAAAAAAAACCUGUUGCUACAAAUCUAGAAGAUUUGAAAUUAGAGUUACAGAAGCUUCAUAGUACAGGGACAACAGUGGAUCUUAAAACUAAUAUAGAACAAGGUCUGCAAGCAAUUUUUUCUCAUUCAGUUCCUGCUCAGACUUUUACCACAUCAGCUCAUCCACAACCCCAGAUUCCUUCUCAUUUGCACCUUACAGAACCAUUUGCUAAUAAUUCUUUGCCAACAACACCUCAUCCAUCUUGUCACCCUUCACCAACUGAUAUUCCCCUUCAUGACACUGGUGUUGGUUUCUUUCCUGCAAUAUCCCCGCAUGCUUGCUUCACUAUUCAGCAAAAUAUAUUAUCAGCAUCAGCUCCUGACUUGUCAUUACAACUUAACCAAGAUUCUUUGCCAAGUUGUAACAUUUCUCCCCCAGGAACUGAAACAUCUCAAGUUCCUGCUGUAAACAAUGUUUUACAGAAUAUGGAAUCAAUUAAUGCCAUCUCUACUGCUGAUUUGCAAACUCUUGCUGUUCUUCCUAGCAGUUGCAUUGCUUCUUCUGUGCUUUCAGAAAUAUCAGAUUCCGUUAAUGUUAAUACGUCUGUGAUUCAAACGCCGGUUACGCCAAUAACUUCGUCCAGAUUCAAAGUUACUCCAGUUAAUGACGAUCCAUUAAGAUCUUCUGGACUUUUGAAACCUACUCAGACAUCUCUUCCCGAUGCAGCUUUACAGUCUAAUGACUCAGCUAUAGAUCAUCAAGCAAAAGUGUUGGGAGCUAACAAAACUGGCCGCUUCCAAGUAACAACAAUAAUGGAUGAAAUUACAGCCAACAGAACACAACAGCCUAUAUGUGAUACAAAUGCUAAUGUAAUUAUUUCCCAUGUGUGUGAAGACAAAGAAAGUCAAACUAAUCUUGAGGAAUUAAAUAAUGGUGUAAACUAUGAGAAAAAAUUAAUGCCACAUGAAAAUAAUCUAUAUGAACCUAAUGAUAGGAAUAAUAAUAAACUUUCUUAUAAAUCACAUAUUUGUAAUGAUAAAGAAUCUAUCAGGUGUAGAACAGUUUCUUUGCAUAGUUUCAGAAUUCCCGAUGAAGUGCCUAAUACAAGAAAGAGAUCAAUUACAGUUCCCUCCAAUGUCUCGCGUGAAUCCCCAAAAAAUUUGGAAAAUUUAGGAUGUUAUGCUACCAUUUCUUCCCCAGAAACAUUUGAACAUCUGCAGAAAAAUUUUGCAUCUUCACCUAUAUAUAGUUCAAUUUUUGAAGCUUCUCUUGCCUGCUUAUUACAAGGCGUUAUUUCCGAAUCUAAAUUAAGAAAUACUUUUGGUUCUCAUGAAUCAUGUUAUCUGGAUAAUAAUAAUUUAAAUGAACAAAACCUGGACAUUAAUAAAAAUUUUCAUUACGAACCAAAAAAAAUUUUUGUACAUGUAAAAGACAUCGGAGUUCAAACAGACAAAAUAGUCUGUAAAAAUGCCGCAGUGAAUACGCCAUAUCGCAUUACGCCCAAAACUAAAUCAUCCCUUUACAAAACAAAAAGCGAAACAUCAUUAAAUUCUCCGGCAUGUAGUCUAAAUUCAUGUGGCAUUAAUCACAAACCUACAUCACUGCAUGGCCUUAAUAGGGGAUCUCAAAAUAAGCAUGCCUCAGGUCACAGUUUUGAACUAGCAUGUUUGCCUGGCAAUGCCAACUGCAGAAACAAAUGCAUGCUUGACUACGGUCGUAAUUCUUCUCUUGGGGAAUUUCUGGUAAGAAAUACUAAAUGCUUUGAUACUAACGUUUGAUUU
Molecule: messenger RNA, 2528 nt
Organism: Centruroides sculpturatus (bark scorpion)
Lineage: Eukaryota; Metazoa; Arthropoda; Arachnida; Scorpiones; Buthidae
Exons: 6
Coding region: 87-2525 (812 amino acids)
Source: RefSeq, a predicted model, not a curated record